This is a messenger RNA of Hemibagrus wyckioides, 3740 nucleotides long. RefSeq names its product transient receptor potential cation channel, subfamily C, member 4b (gene trpc4b). The record is from RefSeq and is a predicted model, not a curated record. Gene Ontology annotation, biological process: regulation of cytosolic calcium ion concentration; calcium ion transmembrane transport; manganese ion transport. Gene Ontology annotation, molecular function: store-operated calcium channel activity; inositol 1,4,5 trisphosphate binding; protein binding. The transcript is spliced from 10 exons. Lineage: Eukaryota; Metazoa; Chordata; Actinopteri; Siluriformes; Bagridae. Gene Ontology annotation, cellular component: cation channel complex; membrane. The coding region runs from base 229 to 2991 and encodes 920 amino acids.
AACAAGUCUCCACUCUACGUAACUGGAUUAAACCGAAUGGGUGGAUGUUAUUUCCGUGUCUCGUGCGCUGCAGCGUUUUCAGCUCCACUAACCGGGUGUUUAUCUGAGCUCCUCACCACUACACCACCACCACCGCCGCCACUUCUCCUGUUCCUCCUCCUCCUCCUCCUCCUCCUCCUGCUCCUGUCCGUUUCUCAGAUGCUCAGGAUAUCGAGCUGACCGGGUGCGAUGGCGCAGCUCUACUACGGUGGCGGCGGCGCGAGCAGCAGCGGCGGCGGCGGCGGAGGGAGCGCGUUCGCCUCGCGCCGCGACCGCAUCCGUUUGCGCGUGGUGCGCGCCGAGCCGGAGCUGUCGGCGCAGGAGAAGGUGUACCUGAGCGCCGUGGAGAAGGGCGACUACGGCAGCGUCAAGCGCGCGCUGCGGGAGGCCGAGAUCUACUUCAAGAUCAACGUGAACUGCGUGGACCCGCUCGGGCGCACCGCGCUGCUCAUCGCCAUCGAGAACGAGAACCUGGAGAUGGUGGAGCUCCUGUUGGCGCACGACGUACAUGUGGGGGACGCGCUGCUCCACGCCAUCCGCAAGGAGGUAGUAGGAGCUGUGGAGCUGCUGCUCAACCACAAGAAGCCCAGCGGCGAGAAACAGGUUCCUCCUAUCCUGCUGGACAAACAGUUCUCUGAAUUCACCCCCGACAUCACCCCCAUCAUCCUCGCUGCCCACACAAACAAUUAUGAGAUUAUUAAGAUGCUGGUGCAGAAAGGUGUGUCAGUGCCUCAGCCCCACGAGGUGCGCUGCAACUGCUCCGAGUGUGUAUCCAGCUCCGAUGUGGACAGUCUUCGCCAUUCACGCUCACGCCUUAAUAUUUACAAGGCCCUGGCAAGCCCGUCCCUCAUCGCACUCUCUAGCGAGGACCCGUUCCUGACCGCUUUCCAGCUCAGCUGGGAACUCCAAGAGCUCAGCAAGGUGGAGAAUGAGUUUAAAGCAGAGUAUGAGGAGCUUUCUUAUCAGUGUAAGCGCUUUGCUAAGGACCUGCUGGACCAGACACGGUCCUCACGUGAACUGGAGCUUAUUCUCAACUUCCGUGAUGAUCUUAGCCUCCUGCAUGAGGAAAGCAACAACGAGCUGGCUCGGCUUAAACUGGCCAUCAAAUACAGACAGAAAGAGUUUGUGGCCCAGCCGAACUGUCAGCAGCUCCUGGCUUCCCGCUGGUACGAUGAGUUCCCAGGCUGGAGGAGGCGCCACUGGGGUGGCAAGCUCAUCACGUGCAUUUUCAUCGGGCUCCUCUUCCCUCUCUUCUCCAUCUGCUACCUGGUGGCCCCUAAAAGCCGCAUCGGCCUCUUCAUCCGCAAACCCUUCAUCAAGUUCAUCUGCCAUACGGCUUCCUACCUGACCUUCCUCUUCCUCCUUCUGCUGGCAUCACAGCGCAUCGUUCAGACAGACCGCAACCGCCAGGGCCCCAAGCCUACCACUGUGGAGUGGAUGAUCCUGCCGUGGGUUCUAGGUUUCAUAUGGACCGAGAUCAAGCAGAUGUGGGACGGUGGAUUACAGGAUUAUAUCCAUGACUGGUGGAACCUUAUGGAUUUUGUUAUGAACUCUCUCUAUUUGUCAACCAUUUCCCUGAAGAUAGUCGCAUACAUCAAGUACAGUGAAUGUAAAUCCAGGGACAGCUGGGAAAUGUGGCACCCCACGCUGGUGGCCGAGGCCGUGUUCGCCAUCGCUAACAUCUUCAGCUCUCUGCGCCUCAUCUCGCUCUUCACAGCCAAUUCUCACCUGGGACCUCUGCAGAUCUCACUGGGACGGAUGCUGUUAGACAUCCUCAAGUUCCUAUUCAUCUACUGCCUGGUUCUGGUGGCCUUCGCUAACGGCCUCAACCAGCUCUACUUCUACUACGAAACCGAGGGCAACGAAAACUGCAAAGGGAUCCGCUGUGAAAAGCAGAACAACGCUUUCUCAACGUUGUUUGAAACGUUGCAAUCUUUGUUCUGGUCCAUAUUCGGCUUGAUCAGUUUAUACGUGACCAACGUCCAAGCCGACCACAAGUUCACCGAGUUUGUAGGUGCCACAAUGUUCGGGACGUAUAACAUCAUCUCCCUGGUGGUGCUCCUGAAUAUGCUCAUUGCCAUGAUGAACAACUCGUAUCAGCACAUUGCAGAUCAUGCUGACAUUGAGUGGAAAUUUGCCAGGACUAAGCUGUGGAUGAGCUAUUUCGAAGAAGGAGGUACACUGCCACCGCCGUUCAACAUUAUCCCCAGCCCUAAGUCUAUGUGGUAUCUCAUUAACUGGAUUAAGAUUCACAUUUUCAGAAGAAGGUCGAAGAAUACAGAAACAUUCGGAACUUUAGGGAGAAGAGCUGCUGAAAAAGUACGACUCAGUCAUCAAUAUCAGGAGGUUCUGAGAAACCUGGUGAAAAGAUACGUCGCGGCUAUGAUCAGAGACGCCAAGAAAGAGGAAGGGAUUACAGAAGAAAACUUCAAGGAGCUGAAGCAGGACAUCUCCAGUUUCCGUUACGAGGUGCUGGGAAUGCUGAAGGGCACACGAGCAUCUCUGCAUGGCACCAAAAUGGUUUCAGGAACGUCAGCCUCAUCACAUCCAGGCUGUUUGCACCAGUUCAAGAUCAAGUCAAGUACAUGCGAAGUGAGCUUAGAACAAGCGCUGGAGCCUCAGAGCAGCCUCCUCAACGGCUCCAUCAUGUCCUUGCCUGAAACCUUUGCCAAAGAGACGCACGGGAAUGACAUUUCCAGUGACUUUGGUCUGUUCCAAAGCUCUAAGCAAAAGACAAAUCAAUGUUCCAACACAAAUAUCUAUGCGGUUUUCGAAAAGGACCGGGAAUCAGAGCUUGAGCGAUCUGAUUGUGCAAUGGAGGUCGAGCGUGAGCGAUUACCGGCUCAGAGACAUUCAGACGAAGGGAAUAGGUCUGAGGAAGCAGAGGAAAGAGAGCCAGCUCCAUCUGAGACCGCAGAUCAGAUCUGCUCUCUUUCACCAACAGACACGUAACAUGGAAACUAGUCGCACAAUGAGCGAGAUCACCUUUUAAGGUCAGAAUCGGGUCGCGUCUUGCGCUCGUGUGCCGAGCCGAGGUACAGUUGGAACUGGCACAUGUCCGAGAAUAGACGUCCUUCUAAUCUGAAGUCUCAGGGAAAAGGCCAAAGCCUGUGGCAUAUUUUCAGCAGUCCUAAAUGAAGGAAAAGUGACUAUACAGCAUGGUUAAAUUCAGGGCUAACACAGUGGCAGAAAAUGUGCAAUCAAGUACAGCAAAAGCAGGCUGCCUAAUCCAGGAACAAUACUCUGUGUACUUUUCAUUAAGCUUUAUUGUUUGUCCUUUUCGUGUGUGCCAAAAAAGAAACUUCUUUCCCCUAGUCAUCAACUGCUUUUCAUCUUCUGAGUACACGGGGAAACAAAUUCAGAUGCAGGAGUUUUGCAAUAACAUUUAUUUGUUUUUGACCAUAUCUCAUGUAAUGUUAUGCAGUUUAGCGUCACCUAGCAACAGCUUAACAUUUUGCACUAUAACCUAUAAGCGAUAUGUAAACCAUUUAAACUAAACAAACCCGAUGCAUAUUUAGCGCUUUAGUUGACUUUAAAAGAUUCAUGCCUAGACGGUUGCCAGGUUUUUCCUGUGGCAGGAAAGGUUGUUUUUUUUUUUCUUUCUGUUUUUUUCAGUCUACUUGUUUUAAAAGAAACACCUUUAAAAGUGAUGAAGCAGACAGCAUUGAAAUACGGUGAAGUGGUAAUAUAUAUAUAUAUAU